CAAUGAUGCACAUAGACGCUUCGUGUGACGACUAGUUUAGUCUUCGUGGGGAUGUGCGAGUAUUUGAGCUUGAAUCAAUAGAAUUUGUAGUCUUUCAAGUUCAGUUUACAUAAGAUUUCGCGAAGUUGUUGUACAUUCGCACGGGAAUAUGUGCACAGCUAAUACUUCUAAAAAAUAAAACAGCAUGGAGAUUUAAUAAACUUUAAUUAAUAGUGAGUGCCUAGGUCAAUGUGCAGUACUGAUUAUUUAUCCAACCUGUGCAAUCAUUCGCAAAGAAACAGGAGUCCAGCUUUCAUAGCGUACAAAAAAAAAUUUUAGAGAUUCUCGUACGUGAGAUCUACAUAAUUCAAAAUGGCGAGCAAUAAGAGCGGAGUAGAAAACCGAGCUUUCGAGUACGAAAUGUCCGAACCUCAAAGGGACAUUAAGAAAAUCGACAAGAAUGCAAACAACAAUGAGAAAAAUGGCAUUACUGCAGACGAUUUCGAUGAUAUCAACGAAAGAUGUGGUCUUGGUUGCUUCACUCCAGAUUGGAUCCAGCAAUUCGCCACGAAACGAGCAUUCAUGGUUGUCUUCACCCUGUUGGGCGUCAUCCAGGGAAUGUCGUGGUCCUACUUUUCUGCAACCAUCUCUACGUUGGAAAAAAGAUUCAAAAUCAGUUCUGAAACUGCUGGCAUAGUGAUGACCGGAAAUGAGAUGAGCCAAAUAAUAUUUUCCCUGGUCUUGUCCUACUACGGGGGAAAGGGGCACAGACCAAGAUGGAUAGCCACAGGGGUUCUAUUUUCUGCAAUGUCCUGUUUUGUCCUUGCAUCUCCACAUUUCAUCUUCGGCUCUGGAAAUGAUGCCUUGUCACUAACGCAAGAAUAUUCUCACCUCUCUCUGGAUGGUUCCUCCCACUCUUUUGGGACGAAUGGCUCUUCCAUUUUCGGUGGGUACAAGAAGAGUAAGGUCACAUUGUGCAACAGGUCUGGAAGUGGAAAAGGAGAAUCGUGUGGAAACGAAGAAACGUACAUCGCCCCUUUAAUCCUAAUAUUUUUAUCUCAAUUCGUGGCCGGCAUUGGCGUUCUGCUCUUCUUUACCCUCGGAGGCCCAUACCUCGAUGACAAUACGAAACGGAAAAAUAUCCCUAUUGUAUUUGGGAUAACAAUGAGCUUACGGUUGAUCGGGCCAACCAUCGGUUAUCUAAUUGCAUCUGGUGCAUUGAAGCUUUACGUUAAUCCUCUAUUGACACCGAUUAUUAGCCCGGAGGAUCCUAGUUGGAUUGGAGCGUGGUGGUUAGGUUGGGUAAUCUUUGGCACAUGCAUGACUUUAUUUUCCUUCCUCAUCGCUUUGUUCCCGAGCCAGUUGAGAAAAAAGCAGGGAGGCAAAGAUUUCAAAGAACCAGAACCCAAAGCCAUUGAAACAGUUCCAAAACUUUCUGACAUACCGAAAGCCGUGAAGCUGCUGCUUAAAAACAAGUUAAAUGUUUUUAAUAACUUGGCCGGAGUAUUUUACCUGUUUUCUGGAGUUGGGUUUUGGACCUACAUGCCGAAAUAUAUGGAAACAAUAUUUCUCCAGACGGCAUCGAACGCGUCUAUCAUUUCCGGCCUGGUGGGAAUUUUUUCGCAAGCGACGGGAAUGUUGAUCUCGGGAUUUUUAAUAUCUCGAUUUCGGUUCAGCGCUCGAAAGCUGGCAGCCUGGAAUGUUGUGACUGCUUUUCUGUACGUGGCCGUUAAAAUUUCAUUCACUCAGAUUGGUUGUGACGUCGGUAAAAUUGCCUUCGGGACGGAGAUGACUGACGGAACUUGGAACCUGAGUUCAACCUGUAAUCAAGAUUGUCAUUGCAAAACUAGUAAAAUCCUUCCCAUCUGUCACAAAGAGGAAAAUACCGUGUAUUACUCUGCAUGUCAUGCCGGAUGCACAGUUUACGAGAACAAUACGAUCGGCAAUUGCUCCUGUAUUCCGGAUCCAACGGCCACGGUCACUUUGGGCAAUUGUUCUCAGAGCUGCACUCAGAUUUUUAUUAUGUUUUUAGCCAUCAGCGCUCUAAUCAAGUUUGUCGAUGCAACAGGAAGGAUUGGAAAUAUGCUUAUAUCUUACAGAUGUGUUAGUUUAGAAGAACGCUCCUUAUCGAUAGGAUUACAUAUCCUACUCCUAAGCGCUCUAGCAUUCUUGCCGUCGCCCAUUGUAUUUGGACGGAUUAUUGACAGCGUGUGUCUGGUUUGGGGUGGGUCGGGCUGUGGGAAGAAGGAAAACUGCCUCUUGUAUGAUGGUCAGCAACUGCGAUAUCUCUUCAAUCUGACCGCAGCAAGCUUUACAUUCAUUGGCGGAUGCUUCGAUUUGGUGGUUUGGUACUUGGCCGAAGAUUUAGAACUGUACAAGGAACCCGAACCCUUGAAAGAUGGGGUCAGUUCAAAUCAUCCUGAACAAGAAAAGGAGGGGAUCAUACCUGGGUAACAAUAGAACUCAAGAAAUCGUGCAUUUUAUGGAUGACAAAACACAUGUGAUGAAAGUCUGAUUCAAGUAAAAAUAUUUAAUAUAUGUAAUUAAAACUUUGCAAAAUUCAGUAUUAUAUAUUAAAUCUUGACAAUGCAAUAGUAAAUGAUUUUAUGUAUGCCAAAUAAUAAAUGAGAAGAUUGAUUGUGUCAA
Messenger RNA from Folsomia candida, 2625 nucleotides. Its product is annotated as solute carrier organic anion transporter family member 74D. Bases 352 to 2433 code for a protein of 693 amino acids. Gene Ontology annotation, molecular function: protein binding. Gene Ontology annotation, cellular component: membrane. Lineage: Eukaryota; Metazoa; Arthropoda; Collembola; Entomobryomorpha; Isotomidae. The record is from RefSeq and is a predicted model, not a curated record. Gene Ontology annotation, biological process: transmembrane transport; sodium-independent organic anion transport. The transcript has 13 exons.